Molecule: messenger RNA, 1221 nt
Organism: Mytilinidion resinicola
Lineage: Eukaryota; Fungi; Ascomycota; Dothideomycetes; Mytilinidiales; Mytilinidiaceae
Product: iron permease FTR1
Exons: 4
Coding region: 210-953 (247 amino acids)
Biological process (GO): iron ion transmembrane transport
Cellular component (GO): plasma membrane; high-affinity iron permease complex
Molecular function (GO): ferrous iron transmembrane transporter activity
Source: RefSeq, a predicted model, not a curated record
GGACGUGCCGGCGACAUGCCGGGCGUAUUUGACUGGACGCCCAACCCACCCGCACCCACGAGGUCCUGUUUAAGUUAUCUGAUCCGCCCAUUAUCAGAUCUCUCACCCAUCACACCCCUCGCCUGCGACUGUCAACCCUCAGCCUAGCCCAAGGCACAGUUGCGAUAAUCUGAUAAUCUGAUCGUCUUGAACCAGUCAAUACCACAGCCAUGGUGAAUGUCUUCGCUGUUCCAGUGUUUUUCAUCUGCUUUCGCGAGUGUUUGGAGACCAGUAUAAUCGUCUCUGUCCUCUUGUCGUUCUUGAAGCAGACAUUGGGCCCCGAGCGAGAUGCCGUUGUGUACAAGAAGCUCGUUAGGCAGGUGUGGUUAGGUGUUGCAGCCGGGCUCGCCAUAGUCAUUGUGAUAGGAGCUGGCAUGAUCGGUGCCUUCUACGGCAUCGGGAAGGACACUUUCGCCGGCACUGAAGACGUCUGGGAAGGUGUUUUCGGCCUCAUCGCGACCAUCAUCAUCUCUUUGAUGGGAGCUGCACUGCUCCGCGUAUCCAAGCUGCAAGACAAAUGGCGUGUCAAGCUCGCCAAAGCCCUAGAAUCAAAAGAGACCCGAACCGGCGUUCCGACCAACGGUAGAUUCAAGCGAUGGGCUGAGAAAUACGCCAUGUUCAUGUUGCCCUUCGUCACAGUCCUUCGCGAAGGCCUCGAGGCAGUCAUCUUCAUUGGCGGUGUUGGCCUGGGCCUGCCUGCGACCUCUUUCCCUAUCGCCAUCCUCUGCGGCCUUGUGAGCCUUCUUUCUCACCUACCUUGCUCGAUUCAUUCGCUCACGGUCAUCAGAGGUGGAAACCGCACAUCGAUGCAAAUCUUCCUAAUCAUCUCAACUUGCUUCCUCUACCUGGUGGCAGCUGGGCUUUUUUCAAAGGCCGUCUGGGCAUUCGAGCAGAAUAAGGUAGGUACCCAUUGAUUCUUGGUCCGCUUUCGGCAAAGCUAAUCGAACGAAGUGGAACCACAUUACCGGUGGUGAUGCCGCAGAGACUGGCUCAGGACCUGGAUCCUAUGACAUACGACACAGCGUCUGGCACGUAAACGUAUGAUAUCCUCACUUCUCCUAAUUGCAAAGCCGAUUGCUGACAAUGUAUCAGUGCUGCAAUGCUGAAAUCAACGGCGGCGGUGGAUGGGGAAUCUUCAACUCAAUCUUCGGCUGGGAGAACUCGGCGACAUACGGCUCCGUC